AUGGCACUUCAAGAUAGCCGCAUCGCUUCUGCCAGCCUCUUCAAUGAGGGUGAUAGCGGCCAACAUGCGGACGUUCGCCCAGCCAUUUUUGUUCUGGACCCAAAUUACAGUGACGCCAUUUCGACUCUAAGCGCUGCCAACGACAUCGAUUUCGUCCUUCCCGGAGAUUCUCGCCGUCACAUAGACUACGAACAAGCAACAGUUCUUCUCUUGAGAAGUAAGACACAAAUCACAGCCGAAGACAUCAAGAGCUAUAAGAAGCUGGAGGCGAUCGUCAAACAAGGCGUUAGUACAGACAACAUCGAUCUAAGGGCAGCUGCGGAUGCUAGUGUUAAGGUAUUUAAUACACCAGGGUUGAAUUCUGAAACGGUCGCUGAACUGAGCAUCAGUAUGGCUCUGGCGCUCGCGAGAAGAAUCCCGAAGAUUGACAGGCGCAUUCGCUCUGGAGAGCCUAUCAUUCCGAGCCAAGCGCUUGGGGUCAGCUUGUACGGCAAGACACUCGGCCUAGUUGGCAUGGGCGCCAUUGCGAGUUCUUUAGCCAAGAAGUGGAUUGGUGGUAUGGACGGCCGAACUGCCGGAUAUGAUCCUUACUACAACGAGAAGAUGUGGUCCAGCUUUCCAGCGGACAAAGUCCGUCGUGUCUCCUUUUUGGAUGAGAUGCCGAAGGUAGCGGAUGUCGUAUCCAUACACGUCCCAUUGACCGAUACGACGAGAGACAUGAUCUCUACCCCUCAGCUGAACUUGAUGAAACCGAACGUGAUUCUCAUCAACGCUGCAAGAGGUGGCAUAGCGAAUGAGAAAGCUCUUGUCGAGACUCUCAAGGGCCGUAAACUGUUUGGAGUUGGUCUUGAUACAUUGGAGGUCGAACCACCAACCUUGCAGACCUGCAAGGAUCUUCUGAGCUUCCCUAAUGUUCUCGUUACACCGCACAUCGGAGCUUCGAUUAUUGAGAACCAAAGUCAAAGUGGCUUGGCGACUGUUGAGAUGGCACUCAGUCUGGCUCGUGGUCAAGAGUCGGGGAGUCGCGUUGUUUAG
Molecule: messenger RNA, 1035 nt
Organism: Microdochium trichocladiopsis
Lineage: Eukaryota; Fungi; Ascomycota; Sordariomycetes; Xylariales; Microdochiaceae
Product: D-isomer specific 2-hydroxyacid dehydrogenase
Exons: 1
Coding region: 1-1035 (344 amino acids)
Molecular function (GO): oxidoreductase activity, acting on the CH-OH group of donors, NAD or NADP as acceptor; NAD binding
Source: RefSeq, a predicted model, not a curated record